GAUGAUAAAAUUUUCCUUAUACUUUCCACAAAGUACAGGAAAAUUAUGAUGACUGAUUUCCGAAGCCUUUUCGUAUUUGUUUUCCUGUAUCAGCUGGACUUGAGAUGCGAUAACCUUUGACAUAGAGAUGUGGCAGACAAUUCGAAACGAGACAGUAGCAUCAAGUGUCGCGAUGUUUAAAUUAAUACCGUUUUUUCUUUGCGUCAACUCCGUUUUUGGUUACUUUACACUAACUGGGAAAUGUCCUGAUAGUGUUAAAUUGCAAGAAAAUUUUAAACUGGCUGAUUUCUACGGCAAGUGGUAUCAGGCCUACCAUUACUCUAGUGAUGAUCAGCACAAUAACAACUGCUCCACACUUGAACUACUGACCAGACCUUCGGGUAUUUAUUUGAACCAAUCUAGAGUUGACUUGGGGCUAUUUCAUCGCUAUAGUGUCGGAAAAGUGGAAAUACCUCAAAGAGAAGAGGAUGCCUCGUCGUUAUAUCUUGUGUUUGCAUUCAAGAAUGCCCCGAGACGACUGAAAAUUCGAAGAUAUCCAUUCCAUGUUCUCGCUACUAACUACAAUUACUAUGCUACUAUUUAUUCCUGCGAAUAUAGCCCGCUUAUUGACAAACAUUUCAUCUACGUCUGGAUUCUUUCAAGACAUCCAAUAUUGAAUGACGUAUCUAAACAGCUUGCUUCAAAGCCCCUGGAGUUAAUUGGACUAGAUUCCACGAAGCUAUGGAAAGAUGAUAUGAGUAAAUGUACUCCGAAGUACUAUGAAGAUUUUCCUGCUGAACCAACUACCUUCAGAUUUCCCGUUCCUAUUUAGGAAUGAAUUAAUGUGAUGAAAUGAUUUAGGUAUUGUCGGAAUAUAGCUACUGCUGCUAAAGCUAAAUAAAUGCUACUAAAGCUAAA
Danaus plexippus (monarch butterfly) is the source of this 897-nucleotide messenger RNA. RefSeq names its product insecticyanin-A-like. NCBI's taxonomy places the organism in Eukaryota, Metazoa, Arthropoda, Insecta, Lepidoptera, Nymphalidae. The transcript has 5 exons. Bases 128 to 811 code for a protein of 227 amino acids. Gene Ontology annotation, molecular function: pigment binding. The record is from RefSeq and is a predicted model, not a curated record.